This is a messenger RNA of Microdochium trichocladiopsis, 2404 nucleotides long. RefSeq lists its product as uncharacterized. The transcript is spliced from 3 exons. The record is from RefSeq and is a predicted model, not a curated record. The coding region runs from base 180 to 2069 and encodes 629 amino acids. Gene Ontology annotation, molecular function: chitin binding. NCBI's taxonomy places the organism in Eukaryota, Fungi, Ascomycota, Sordariomycetes, Xylariales, Microdochiaceae.
CAGAUACUCGCCGCAUGGGUCUUCGCUGACCGACGGCGAGUCAAUGACUUCUCGUCAGUCUGAUCUUGAUUUCUCUUUGCAGGAUAAAUGGGCUAGUACUCUCCUUUCUGAGAUCACUUUGUAGCCACCAACCACAUCUGCUAGCGGUCAACAAUUCUCGCUCAUAGGUCUUGAUCACGAUGAGAACUUGCAUUCUACUGGCUGCCCUUGUGGGCACUGCCAUGGCCCAAUCGGCGACCAUGUCAGUACCUCCAUGGCAGACUGGCGUCGUUACCGAGGACGGCACUUGCGGAGAUGCAAGUGGCUUCGUGUGCUCGCCGACCUGGGGCGCGUGUUGCUCCAAAGACGGCGUCUGCGGUCGGUCAACCGCCUUCUGUGGCGAGGGAUGCCAGUCAAAGUUUGGCAACUGCAAUGCCCCUACCAAGCCGCCUCCCGGGCCGGGCAGUCCUUCCCCUGACGGCUCCUGCGGCGGCACCAACCAGUUCAACUGCACAGGCACGUCGUUCGGAGACUGCUGCUCGUCGAGUGGGUUCUGCGGCUCGACAUCGGCGCACUGCGGCGUGGGAUGCCAGUCUCCGUUCGGCACAUGUCGAGACUCUGGCAACGUCUCCCCCGACGGCCGGUGCGGAUCAGCCGGCGGGAACAAGGUGUGCCCGGAGUCCGGCUUCGGCAGCUGCUGCUCCAGCAGCGGCUUUUGCGGAGACUCGACCGGGCACUGCGGAGCCGGGUGUCAGUCUGCCUUUGGCACCUGUACCGGCGGCUCUGAGUCCGGCAACAUCUCGACGGACGGCGAGUGCGGCAGCAAGAACGGCAAAACCUGCAAGGGCUCUGCGUUUGGAGACUGCUGUUCGUCCAGCGGCUUCUGUGGUGCCACGACCGGCCAUUGCGAUGCUGGCUGCCAGGCAUCCUUUGGGACAUGUUCUGCUCCGUCCAACGUCACCACCGAUGGAUCCUGCGGCAAGGCCAAUGGCUUGAUCUGCACCGGUGCCGGGUUUGGGGACUGCUGCUCUGGCAGCGGCUAUUGUGGCAAUACCACUGCGCACUGCAGCGCAGGUUGCCAGUCUGGCUUCGGUACCUGUGUUACCGGCGCCGGCACUAUCUCCACUGACGGCACCUGCGGUCCGGCCAACGGUAAUAAGAUUUGCAAGGGCUCGGGCUUUGGCGACUGUUGCUCUUCGAGCGGUUUCUGCGGCGGCUCGACGACCCAUUGUGGUGCAGGUUGCCAGUCUGACUUUGGGACCUGCGACACGGGAGCCGGUUCCAUAUCCACAGACGGUUCGUGUGGCGCGAAGAAUGGCAAUAAGAUCUGCAAAGGGUCUGGCUUUGGAGAUUGCUGCUCCUCUAGCGGGUUUUGCGGCGGUACAAGCAGUCACUGCGGAGCGGGCUGCCAAUCUGCCUUUGGCACAUGUGAUAGCGGCUCCGGCGGCAUCUCGACCGACGGAUCCUGUGGCAGCAAGAAUGGCAAAGCUUGUAAGGGAUCUGGAUUCGGAGACUGCUGUUCAUCGAGCGGUUUCUGCGGUUUCACGACCGGCCACUGCGGGGCUGGUUGUCAGUCUACUUUCGGCACAUGUGAUACUGGCUCCGGUGGCGUCUCGACCAACGGGGAGUGCGGUACCAAGAACGGGAAGAGUUGCAAGGGGUCAGGCUUCGGGGAUUGCUGCUCGUCCAGUGGAUUCUGUGGUGGGAGUACUGAUCACUGUGGUGUGGGCUGCCAGUCGGGCUUUGGCACCUGCAACGCAGGCUCUGGCUCCAUCUCGACUGACGGCGUCUGUGGAACCAAGAACGGCAAGACGUGUACCGGCUCUGUCUUUGGCAACUGCUGUUCGAGCACAGGCAGUUGUGGAAAGACAGCCAACCACUGUGGCCAAGGGUGCCAAUCUGGCUUCUCAAGCUCCUGCAUCACGAACAAUAUCCCCACUGUGGAUGGGUCCUGCGGCUCCAGCAAGGGUGGCUUCACUUGUGCUGGCGGAGACUUCAACAACCAGUGCUGCAGCUCGGGCGGAUUCUGUGGCACAACGACGGGCCAUUGCGGUUCUGGGUGCCAGAAAGGUUUUGGGCGUUGUAAUUAGAAUAUUUCUGGAGUUGGGAACAAGUGUCUCAUGUCAGAAUGGGGCAGAAUGUCGAUAUGCUUUCUACAAACAACAGGAACAAGGUCUUCGUCGUGCCCGAAAAGAGAACAUGGCCUUCCGAGAAGACGAGUAUGUUACAUUGCGUACGUAUUCAAGUAUCGUGGCAUUACCUGGGCUCGGUGCUUAAGCGUAGUUGGUAGCUCCUGCCUUGGAAAAUGAUGCGUGCACAGUGCGAAGCACAAGAUGACGCCUUCCUUGUUGCUGUGUCAAGCUCGGAGUUAGACCCAUUCCGCCGAGCUCCACAGUACAGUCUCCUAAAUAUCGCACCAAGCAUC